AUGUGUAACGACGUGACAAUUGGAUUAAGAAAUGUGGGACCACAAAGUAAUGCAUUAAUUGCUCGAUUUCUUCCACUACAACGCAGCCUACAUUGUAUAGGAGAUUUGCAUUCGAUCGAUCAUAUUGAGAGGUGUGAUAAAGAGGAUAUAAAGACGCAAUUAAUUGCUGUGAGCAAUGAAAAUGAAGACGAUAUUAUUAUUAUAAUGGGCGAAACUUCGGUUUAUUCGACAUUAAGUAACAUUGCAAAUGAAGCGAUUCAAGAAGUCAUGGAUAAUAAUAACCCAAAAUCUGUAAACUUAUUGAUAUCAAAGCUAAUGAAGAAACUAACGAAUCUUUUUAAUCGAUUUAUAUGUGGUGUACGAAACCAGACAUUGAUCAUUAAUACGUGCGGCCCUUAUACAACUUCAAUAUUAGGUUUGAAGAAAAAUCAUAUGCUAAUAAGACAAAUAAUGUAUGUGAUAAUUACGGGAAAUAAACUAGAAAAAGUUAAGAAACAAUAUUAUGGUAUCAAAAAUUAUAGUUCUGAUGAGUCAUGUUUUGAUGAUAAUAUUGAUAAGGUGACCUCGUAUAACACUAAACAAUAUUAUGAUUACGAAAAUUAUAGUUCUGGUGAGAUAUCUUCUGAUGAUGAUACUGAUAAGAAAGAUAAAUCGGACAUAGAGAACAGAAUUUACAAGAAACAAGAGCAAAGUGGUGUAACAUCGGUAGAUAAAGCACUAAAUAUAAUACGUAUUACGGUACGUGCUGACAAAUGUACAAAAGAAGAAUAUGUGAAAAUAAAUGAUGCCUACGGCAGAAUACUGGCCAAAAAUGUAUAUUCCCUCAGAAACGUGCCACAUUGUAAGAUUUCCACUAUUCAUGGAUACGCGUUGUUGGCAAGUGAGAAAGAAACAAGAAAAGUGUUGAAAACAGUAGACACGCCCGACAAAAUGUUGGUUGAACCUGACACCUGCGUGCGAGUAGAUAGUGGAGAUCCCAUACCCAAAGGAGCAAAUGCAGUAGUAAAGCCAGAGAAUGUAAAAAUAUUAGGAGAAUGUGUGUACACUGAUUAUUUUAGUGAGAACGAUCUGGAAUACGAAAUUAGGAUCUCGAUUAAUCCAGAAAUAAACGAGAAUAUUAGAAACAUUGGCUGCGAAAUAAAGUGUCACCAACUUGUUUUCCGAAAGUUCACACGUAUCGGUACGGCGGAACUGAGUAUUUUGACAUUAUGUAACUUGGAUUCAGUUCCAGUCAUUGAACUUCCAUCUAUCGGUUUACUAUCUAUUAGUAACGAAUCGAAAGGAUUUGAAAAUACUUUAGGACGCCCCUAUGCAGACAGUAAUAGAAUAUUUCUGACGUCAUUAUUGAAAGAGAAUAGAUACGAUUCCAUCGACUUUGGAACUUCUGCUUACAAGUUGAACGACAUAGUUAAAAAAAUCGAAGCCAGUUUGGACGAGGUAGAUCUACUUGUGAUAACGGGUCAUUCAAACGACAAAGAUAUAUUAAAACCAAUUUUAAAGGAAUAUUUUAACGCCAUAAUAUAUUUCAGUUGCUUGGACAUGAAACCAGGGAAAUCAACAACAUUUGCAUCGUGCAUAUAUAAGAACAAAAAGAAAUAUUUCUUGUGCAUGUCGGCAAACCCAACAACCGUUCCCAUUAUUGCGCAUGUAUUACUUCUGCCGCUUCUAAACGAGAUGCAUUGCAAUUUCUUAACAAAGUCUAUCGUUCUGCAUACUUGCGUAGAAAAUCAUGAUUUGCAUGUGCGUCCAAAAUAUUCAUGGGCGACUGUGCAAUGGGAGAAAAAGGAGACGUUUCCAAGGGCUCAUUGUUCAGAAAGUCAACAUCGGAAUAUAAUAAAAUAUCAAAAGGCUAAUGCACUUCUAAUGCUGCCGAAGCACACGUCGGAGAUGCCGGAGUUACACUCGGCAUUCGUUCAAGCAAUGUUUUUCGUACAACAAUCCGAUGAUAAUCGACCGUCAAAUGAUGAAGUAACAAACUGUAUAGACGAAUUAGGAGGACACGUGGCUCUUCUCAAAUAUUUGAAAUAUGAUAAAAAGGCAAUAGAGGCCGAAUUAAUUGCUGUCGGCAAAAGAUUUAGAGGAUCUGUUAUUAUCUUAAUUGGUCAAAGUUCGAGUAGAAAUUUGGCGAAAGUUCGAAUAAAGAAAUCUGCACUUAUUUCGAGUAAUAUACAUGAGGCGAUUAAAAAAGUUAUCAAUGACCAGAUCUCUAGUGACAUGAACAAAUUGAUAUUAGACUUAACACAGGGACUAAAGUUAAUUGAGCGGCCGAUUUGUGGAAUACUAGAAAGCAAUCUUGUUAUUAAUGUGUUUGGUUCCUACACGAAUGUGGAACCAAUUUUGACAAUAAAUGGCUCCUUGAUACUGGAUAUAUUAGUCUUAACUAAGCAAGAUUAUAAUAUACCAGAGGCAGGUAGUUUUUGUGAUAUAGCAAUGGCAGAUAAUUCUUCUGAGUCACUUAAGGUGAUGCCGGACCCGCCUGAUAUCAGUUUUGAGAAUUUUGACAAAUCAUCCUACGAUAAUAGUAAAGAUGACAAUGCUGAUCAGUCACUUAAGAAUAACAAUAAUGAUAAUAAUAAAGAUAAUGAUAAUAAUGAUAAUAAUUCUGGGGAGUCUAUGGAUAUCGACGACGAUGCCUUCGAAGAGCAAACUGAAUUUACAGACGAAGGGUCUUAUGAGAAAUACGAACUGGUGUCACUGGAAGAGGCAAGAAAUAUAAUGCUAAAAGUAAUAAAUAAAGAUUAUGAAGAAUGUGAAGAUAACGAACAAUGUAAAGAAACUGUACAAAUGAAAGAUGCCUACGGUAGAGUGGUGGUCGACGACGUUCGUUCUUCUGUAAACGUGCCUCCUUGUCGUAUUUCCGCUAAACAUGGAUACGCAGUGGUGGCUAGUGACGGGCAGGCUGUCAGAAAAGUGUUGAAAGCAAAUCUCGAGUUAACUGAAGAUAUUUCAGUCGUACCUGGCACUUGCGUGCGAGUAAGAAGUGGAGAUCCCGUACCCAAUGGAGCAACGGCGGUUGUGAUGUCUGCCAACACAAAGAUAAUAGAAGAAUCCGAUAAUGAUGACGAUUAUUUUAAUAUUGAUAGCAAGGAAUAUGAAAUUGAGGUCUUAGUCACUCCAAAAGAUGAUGAAAAUAUUAGGAACGCUGGCUGCGAAAUACAAACCGAUGACGUUAUUAUAAAAUCACAUAAACGUAUUGAAGCAGCGGAACUGGGUAUUUUGACAUUAUGUAACAUUGAUUCAAUUAAAGUCUUUAAACUUCCAUCUGUAGGUAUCCUAUCUAUCCGCGGUUACGAAUCAGAACCUACAAAUCUAAAAUACAUCUACGACUGCAACAAGGUAGUUGUGUCUUCGUUAUUGAAGAACAAUGGUUGUAAUCCUGUCGAUUUUGAAAUUUCGCGUAAUCAACUGUUUACUAUCUACGACAAAAUCAAGGACGCUUUGAACCAAGUUGACUUACUCGUGAUAAUAGGCCAAGCGAACGACAGAGAUACAGUGAAGCCCGCAUUAACAGACAAAACAGAAAUUAACGCAACGAUACAUUUCGGUGGCGUGAAUAUAAAACCGGGAAAAUCGACAACGUUCGCAACGUGUGAGUUCAACGAGAAGAAAAAGUAUUUCCUAUGUAUGUCGGCAAACCCAGCAACCGUAACCACUGUAACUCAUGUACUUCUUCUGCCAUUACUGGAGACGUUACAGCAUAAUGUAGACAAUGAUCAUGUGAAGAUACAAACUUGGAUAAAAACAGAUUACAAGCUGCAUACACGUCCGAGACUUUCAUUUACAUUCUUACAAUGGCUGGAGAAGGAACUAAUCACAUAUCCAAGUGCGCACAACGUGGAUGUUGAAAAUCAGUACAUGAUGCAAUAUCAAUUAAGUAAUGCGCUUCUAAUGUUGCCGAAGCACACGUCGAACGUGCCUGAGUUAAAAGCGGACUCGCGAUUUUUACCAGCGAUAUUUAUCAGACACUGA
Messenger RNA from Cyphomyrmex costatus, 3969 nucleotides. RefSeq lists its product as uncharacterized. Gene Ontology annotation, cellular component: postsynaptic membrane; dendrite; postsynaptic specialization. The coding region runs from base 1 to 3969 and encodes 1322 amino acids. The record is from RefSeq and is a predicted model, not a curated record. Gene Ontology annotation, biological process: glycine receptor clustering; establishment of synaptic specificity at neuromuscular junction; Mo-molybdopterin cofactor biosynthetic process. The transcript is spliced from 23 exons. Gene Ontology annotation, molecular function: molybdopterin molybdotransferase activity. Lineage: Eukaryota; Metazoa; Arthropoda; Insecta; Hymenoptera; Formicidae.